CGCCGUUGCAACAACACGUCGCCCGCGACUCUUCGUCAGGGGUUGACAUAAGCCUUUAAAUCCGCUGACAUCAACACGUAAACCCUUUGAGCGGUAGAAUUGACACGCUGAUGUAAUUGUGAGCCGUCACUGGUGCGCGGCUUUGAUUAAAACCGUUGUGUCACUUAUUUGCAACGCGCGCGAGGGCGAUGAUGCGCUUUUUCGAACAGAGUCCGGGCCUCCUCUUCAAGGCUGCUCCGCCCUAGCUCGAAGGUCGAAAUGCUCACCGGCUGGGCACCAAUCUGGCAACCCGUUGCCAGGAAGUGACGUCAGCGAGCGCCCUUCUCGUCUUGCCUUCCCGGUUGUGAGCGUCGCCCGGCGUGCCAUGUUCAACCCGAGCGACUUGGAGGGCGACGUCGACCACUCCUUUUUUGACAGUGACCGCGACGAAGACCGAGGCGGAGCGGGAGGAGGGAGCGACGAAAAUGAAGCCGAGGAAGACGCGCCCGCCCGGACGCCCAGCGGCUCGUUCGCGGCAUUCCUGGCCAGCGGAGUGACAGAAGACGACGAGAACAGCAACAGCGGCACGGACGACACCCGGGGACCGCCCGCAGUCUCGCACUCUGCGUCGGAGGCUCUCAGCGCGCGGUCCCCCCGAGCCAAGCGGCCGCCCAGUUCCUCCUCCUCCACCCUGUCGAGCCGGUUCAGCUCCCCGGGAGGCUCGAGGAGAAGAGGCCGGGCGCCGUCCGCCCGCGUCCCCAGCAGGGCGUCCAACAGGCGCUCCCUCGCAGACGCGUCGGACUUCACGCUGAGGGACGAGGUCAGUCCGGCGUCCUCGACCUUCCAGCACCUCCAGUUCGCGGAACCAGAGGAAGGCGGCUCCAAGGGCAAGCGGCGGGGAAGUGCGCCCCAGACCCGACCCAACAGCAUCCUCCGUCCGCAGGGGACCUUGAAUGCAGACACGGACUCGUUUGCCAGCGGCAGCGUCAUGCAGGACAACCUGAUCCUGCACUGCCGAGGACGGCCGAGCAGGAAGAACUUCACCUUCAACAACAACGAGGUGCGGCGCAUCGACCACGAGAACCAGCGACUCCUGCGGGUGCUCUCCCGGAUCUCCUUGGCGCCGGGCUCCAUCGUGAGCCAGUUCAGCCGCAAGAACACCACCCCGCACGUCCCCCACAGCUCCGUCAACCGCAUGCGGGAGCAGAAACGCAUCGACAAGGACAACCAGGCACUCCUGAAGAGGUUGGAGUACGUCAAGUCGACGCCGGCGCUCAAGCGUUCCAACCAGCUGUCCGACUACCAGCGUCAAGCCAGAUAUCAGGCCACGCCGUGUGAAGUGUGCGACGCCGCCACCAACAUUCUUCCAUCCAGCGUGGCCGGCAUGAGCUCCGUUCGGGGCAGCGCGUCCCAGAUGGGAACACGGGCCACCUCGGUCAGCUCCAACGCAACCAGGUCCAAAGCGCUCCUCGCCGCCCGCCCGCCUUUUUGUUGUUAGUUGCUUGUUCUUAUAUGUACAUUUCAGCAUGCAUGUCUUCUUUAAUUUAAUGAAUAAACCUCUCUAUUUUUACAAAG
Molecule: messenger RNA, 1554 nt
Organism: Syngnathoides biaculeatus (alligator pipefish)
Lineage: Eukaryota; Metazoa; Chordata; Actinopteri; Syngnathiformes; Syngnathidae
Gene: cfap97
Product: cilia and flagella associated protein 97
Exons: 4
Coding region: 365-1477 (370 amino acids)
Biological process (GO): spermatogenesis
Source: RefSeq, a predicted model, not a curated record